Messenger RNA from Protopolystoma xenopodis, 1398 nucleotides. The record is from the annotation of a GenBank genome assembly. NCBI's taxonomy places the organism in Eukaryota, Metazoa, Platyhelminthes, Monogenea, Polystomatidea, Polystomatidae.
GACUCCCUUGCUGAUCGGAUCAGCGAAUUCGGAUUUAGAAUGCAUGGCUCUACAGAUGAUGAAUACGAAGAUGAUGAGGACGGUGAAGAUUAUCUCGAUGAUGACAUCGUGAUUCCUGACAUCGUUCCUGACAUCUCUGUCGCCUCAGUUCUUUUGGUACCUGUCGCCACUCCUCCAUCCUCAUCUUCAUCAUCUCCUGCGCAUCUUGUAUCGAGCUCCGGGCUCACCACUUCUUCGAUGCCUACAUGUUCUAGUCCAGACCCUAACUCAGCCAAAAGUACCGCUUGCAUCUUCAAUGACACGGGAGCCAGUGCAAGCAGCAGGCCACUUCCAGUUCCAGAAGCAGCUGAAGUGCCCAGCCAAUCUCGGCUACCUGAUACCGAUAGAUUACCAUUAACAUCCUCCUUGGCACCACCCUUAGUAAUUACUGACGCAUCUGCUUCUAGCUCCAGCCUCCAGCCGGCCCAAGGAGUAAACAGUGAUAGUGGCGGAAGUGGAAGUAGUGCCGGAAGUCGUGACAGUCACAUGGUAACCAGUAGUGUAAGUUUGCUCUCCCGCCGCAAACCAUUGGGUAAACCAACUCAGCAAGCAACUCCACUUUCAGCCGAAACACAAUCUACGGCCGCAUCAGGACUGCAACAAUUAGCGAUAGAUAAGCUACCGGCUAAGUCAAAGGCUAAAGAGAGAGAAAGAGACAAAGAGAAAGAAAAGGAAAAACACAGAAAAGAAAAAGAAAAAAGGAAGGAAAAAAAGGCGAAGAAGGCGAAAGAGAAAAUGAUGGAGGUUAUUGCUAAUAGUAAACCGAUCAAACAAGAAAGCAAACCUAAUGAGCAGGAGAACGGUUUUUCCGGUGGCGAAGAUCAUUGGAUACUCACCAAAAAGUCUUCGCGGCAAGAAAAAGUUUCUCCGGGGGCUGGAAUAGUUGAUUUUAAAAAGAUUUCUUCUUCCGAUGAUAAUGGUGCUCGACUUAAGCUUCACUGUUCGAAUUCGUCUGCACCAUCUGUAACAGCAUCAUCUGAGGUUCCAGCCGGUAGGAAUUCUGGAAAGGAACGUAGCAGUCGUAUUGGAGGGCAUCCACUGCUACCUUCUCGUAUCAUCCGACGUAAACAACCGGUUUCUGUCUUAGCUACUCCAUUAACUGAUCGACCUUCUCUACAAGGAAGCCCAAAUUCCGCUUGUGUCAGUCAAUCUCGAGGGAUAGCACCUACUUUGGUCACGUUGGCUGAUGCUGAUUCGACCACAUCUACCACGACCGCACCCGUUUGUACAUCCACUUCUGAGAAUGCGCCUUCGAGUCUUCUUAAUGCUGCUGAUUUUACUUCCAAUUCUUCGUUUUCUGAGUCACAGCUUACUAAUGAUGCCCUUGCAAACUUUUAUCCUGAUAAAAGUGGGCAGUAA